Xyrichtys novacula (pearly razorfish) is the source of this 14524-nucleotide messenger RNA. The record is from the annotation of a GenBank genome assembly. NCBI's taxonomy places the organism in Eukaryota, Metazoa, Chordata, Actinopteri, Labriformes, Labridae.
GAAACUAGCUGGAGUCUCACAGAUACAGUUACUACGCAGAGGGUAUCUGAGGCGCUAAGUUUAGCAUGUGUCCAAUUGGUCAGUAACACGAGGACUUGAAAUGAUGUAAAAGUGGGGAUUUAAUGUUCCGUGCCUUCUUCGAUCAGCACCGUAACGGGAGAUUUUAUCCGGAAAAGAUUAAAGGAAUGACUAACGGUUGUUUACCGGCGCUUUAACGUUAGCCUGCUGUCGCCAGCUAACUAGCAUUGUGGCUAACCGGAAGACAGAGCAGGGAGUGAAGGUGGGUGGAGCUUAGGCCCAGGAGGGAACCGCUCUUCUUCUUCCUCUUCUUCUUCUUAUAAAACUACAGUUUGAUUAUUGAUUAUAUCAGGUAUAUAUAGUAUUGAUAUUGAUUAUUAUUAAUGUUCAUUCUGUGGUUCAGAGCUGAAUAUCUUUUCCUGUAUUUAGACUAAUUUAUCUUGGGGGGACAUAGACAUCUUUCUUUGCCAAUACUAAACAAUAAUAAUAAAUGCUUCGUUUCAUAAUGAUAUUUUGGCUGAACUGUUAAACAGAAAUGCAAAUAAGAAACUACUUAAUCUCUAGUCUCAUUUUUAGAGUCUUACAAAUUGACUGAUAUGUAAAAUAGCCUGUUUUUCUGACUAAUUGCUGGAUUUGACUAAUUUUUGUGUGAACUAAGUAUGUUUGCUGAAAUGUACUUAUUUAUUUAUAUUUUUCAUGGUUUUCUUAUGUUUUAAAGGAAGAAAACAUGAUUAGACUCCCAACUUGUAACAUACGAUAUAACAAUAGUAAUUAUAAUACAUCUUAUUUAAACGCGACUUUCUGGACACUCAAGGAAACUUUACAGAGUAAAAACAACAGAAUAAAAGCAAUAGAGAAAACAAAACAGAAUAGGGAAGAAAUGUAAAUAUAUGUGUGUAUCAAUAAAACAAAACAUGACAAGGUAAAUUAUAAGGAGUGUGCUAAUCUGAGCAGGUGGGUUUUGAGUCUGAAUUGGUAGAGAGGGAUAUUAAUCUUAAUUCUUCUUAAACAGGUUAUGAGGGAUACAAGUAUUUGCUGCAUUUGUUUUUUAUUUUUGUGUUAUAUUUUCUUAAAUGAAUCUGGUUCAUUCCUUUUUUGCUCUUGGGGUUUCAUGCUUUUUGUGCACGUAGGUUGUCCUGAUGUGACCACAUAUAAGUUACGCAACAUGAGUGUUAUAGAAUUGAAUUUAAACUGCUUUCUUAUGUAAGGAAUCAGGAAUUUCUACGGAGGUUUACAGCCAUGCUGAUCAGCUUCUAUUUCUGUCGCUGCAUCACUCACAGUCAGUUUCUGUGGUUCUUCAGUACUGUUAUUAUCUUAACUUACCCAAUCAUGUGAUCUGUGUCAGCAUGCACACGGGGAUUAUGUGACUGCACAUGAGUCAUGCAUUACAUGGUGAAACUAUUUGAUCGGAUUUAUCAAGAAUGGGCUUUUUCUUGCAGGAUGAGUUGCAUAUUUUGUUAAACUUUGCGUGAGAGUUUUCAUAAGGAAGGGUUCGAUAAGUGACAACAUACUCACACAGACCCUGCUUACUACAUUACGGCUUUUGCAGUCUGUAUUUCAACAAUCACAUUCACUGUUCUUCUCAUGUCUUCACACCCCUGUCUGUAUUUUCUAUAUCUGAGACUCUGUGUGGUUUCUCAUCUCUGGUCAGAUCCAGCUUUAAGUUCUGUGCUGAGAUUUUGCAGAUACAAGUCAUCAGUUUGUGGUUAGAUUGAUGAUUGUCUUGUGUGACUGUGACAUUGGUUUCAAACAGGCAUCUGUAAUCUCCUAAAUCAUCUCCUCUCUGAAGUGAUAAUCUUCGACUUCAUGGAGUGGAGUUCCAAAUCCUCGGCGGCUCAUAAUUUUGCACUGUAGUAAAACAAAUCAGUUAAACUUUGCAGAGUGAAGUGUAGCAGUAUUAUAUUAUAAAGGUUUACGACUACAAUGAAGCAGUCCUUUGUCAGUAUUUACACUUUAUAGAUUUUAAAAUUCCUUACUCAAUAACAGCAGUGACUGAGUCCUCAGUGAAACAAAAGUUUUUACUAUUUUCUAUUAUCUGAACAAGUGUAAAUAUCUAUCCAAGUUUUAAGAGAUAAAGACAUAAAAUGUGACAAAAAUUACUCAAACUGGGUCAAAACUGUUUUGUUUUUUCAUUUCCAUCAAUCAGCAGGUUCAAAUGUGAUUGUUUUUGCACAAGUAACUGACAUUUUUGUUGAGUCUAAAGUUUUUUUUCCAUUAAAACUGUUUUAGAUUAAUCAAAUGAAUCCAAAUUGUUUAAAACAAAUAUACCCCAGGAACUUUAUUUUUUUCAUUUUGAAGCCUUUACAUUUUUUUUUCAUCUUUGUGCUCCAUCAAAGAUCUGUAAAAACUCGAAGCCAUGGACAAUGACCCCAAAGCUACAUCUGAGCGGAUUCUGCUGGAACCGUACAAGUACCUGUUACAACUGCCAGGUGAGUCUUUUCAUCAGAUAGAGUUCUUACUGUCAUGACACGAAAAGGACUGAAAUUUAAAAUGAUCAAAUUACCGUAUUGACCCAAAUAUAACACGAUUUUAAGAUGCCCACCACUUUAAAGAUAUAUUUUUGUGAAAAGACUUUUUAAAAACUGCCAAAUCUUGUUUUAUACAGAAGGUAGUUUGAAAUCGUGUGUUUCUAUAAUGGGAAUCAGCUGAUACAGCCUCAGCAGACCAAGACAAAGAUGGCAGCCCCUGUGUCGGGCUGGUCAGCACCGACAGAAAUAGAUUGUUUUUUAUUUUUACUGGAUUAGAUCUGGACAGUCUCUGAGAAACACUCAAAGAUCAUGUCUGAAAGCUGUGAAUCUAUAUUUCAGACUUUAUUUACAUGCUGAGAACUUGUUAUGGUGAUGCAGAGAAUAACGUAAACUUAUAGAGCUUUAACACUCAGAAAUCAGGAAGCUGUGAAUGGUUAACAUCCUCGAUUUAUCCUGUACAGUUACACUUGACCAGCUGUUCUUGUUCUGCUCUUCAGGACUCAGAUUCAUCAAAUUAUUGAUUUCUGGUCACUUUUCCGCAGUGCCAGAGUGACUAACCUAACAUUAGGAUUUUAUUUGGGUAAAUGGGACGAGUCCUCCGAGUCUCUGUGAGUUGGGAUAUCCUCUCUUUUGGAGUCAGUGAUGCAGAUCAUUUUAAAGUUUUACGACAGGCCUUGAAUAGAAAAUAUAUGCUCUUUGCUCCCCCAUGGUUUUGGCAAAUACAUCUAAAGGUUUCCACAAAACUCACUGUUAGAUUGUGGACAAAACACAGGAAAUAGCUUUACAACAAAAACCAAUGAGGUCAAAGAAGAAGACUUUUGUUUGAACAACAGAAAACUUCCUGUGCCUCUUUUAGACCAGCUGCAGGGCUUUUCUAUCCUGUAGCCAGGUCACACACCCCUCCAAACAGAGGCUGUGGAAGUCCACGCUGUGAGUAGUUUAAUAUGGAUGUUUAUUUAAAUGAGAGGCUAAGGAAGAAAGGUAUUCUAUUUCAGCAAUUUGAAUGUGACAUGAGGUUGUUACGCAUACAAGUGCAGAUCAAAAAUUUGCAAAUCUAACUUUGUCCUUCAAGAUAAAAUUUAAAGUGAAAUAUUUAAGGCAUUUUUGCCUUUAGAAUUUUUUCACUUAGUCUUGCUCUGAUGCAGACUUACCAAGAUGGCGAGCAUGUAUUCGACAUGACAAUAACAUCGUUGGUCAGAGAAAUAGAAACUCUGGUGUAGUUUCAAUCGAACCCUGGUGAAAUGCAGGAACAAAAGUAUUAGUCCCAGAACAGAUACGUCCCACCUCUGAUGAUUGGGGUAAAUUACAUGAUUGAAGAGUAGAGAAAGAAAGACAAUUCACUGGAUCUUAAAGGUGGUUCAGAAAUCUUCCAAAAUCUGAUUUUGAUCACCUGUUGUGAAAUUAUCAUGACUUUUCUUUGGGUUUGUUUUUCCUGGAGAUUAUAGGCACUAACUGUUCUUACAUGCAUCAUCAAAUAGCUGAAUUAGCUGAUCUGAUAACCAUAGUAUAACAAUCAGCUUUAAUUUCUUCAAAACUGAGCUAUACUCGAGAGUCUGAAGCUAAGACACACUAUUGUUUCAUUUCUGACUGGAUACCCCUGAAAGUAUGAAAAUGUAAACAUAUAUAUCACCACAGAGAACUUUCUACUGUUCACUAAUUUUAAUUCAAAGCAGUAGUCUUUGUGAAGGAUGCAUUUAAAAGUCGACUGUCCCCAAAUGUGUGUCCUUAACAAACAAAAUGAUUUUGUUUCUUUUCCUCUUUUAUUUUUUCAGGGAAGCAAGUGCGGACAAAACUAUCCCAAGCUUUCAACCACUGGCUCAAUGUUCCUGAGGACAAACUGCAGGUGAGAAAUCCCCUGCUCUCAGCCUCUUAGCAUGCAGAGUGGUUGAGAAAUGUUGAUUGUUGCAGAAGGGUGCAGGGAGGUGAAAUGAUGCUGUGCUUAUUUCAAAAACACACAAUCUGUUUUAAUGCAGCCAGCGCUCUUUCAGCUGAAUGCUUACUAACUAAAUGUAAAUGUAAGGCCGGGACGUUGAGCAGAAAGCAUCAAUGAUUUAUCACAGGAGGUUUUAACGCAGCAGAGCAUUGAGGGGACAAAAUGGAAACAGUGCAGCAGCGCUUUAAAAAAAACACAAGUUACCUUUGUGUGCAUCUGUUUGAUCUGUAGGUUUGAAAAAGCUGCUUUUACCCCACACUGGCUCCAGGAACUGUGGGAGUUGGAUUUAUUUGUUUGUUCGUUCAGGUGGUGUGUUUUCUAACGUCUGAGUUAAUCUGCACAGAUUAAAUCUACUUUGAGGCAGAAGAACUCUUUAAACACUGUUUAUUUAAGUUGGUGCACUCAAAUUCAUACUUCGCUUUAUAUCAUGCUCAUGACACUUGAGUUACAUUUAUGGGAUACAAAUAUAGUUUCAACAUUUACUCUUUUUGUUUUGAUUCGGUCUCUGCUAACCGCUGAGAAAAUAGAUCACAUAAAUCUUUGUGGGUGUUUGACUCUGUUCAUGAGUUUGCUGCAGAGCUUCUCUUUGGUUUGGUUUGUGCACUUUGGGUUUAUUAGAGCUUUUUGCUUUUGCUAAAAAGAAACAACAACUCGUUGUUGUUGCAAACAAGUUCAAGACUAAAGUGUGAUUCGGCCAAACUGUAAACUCCCACGGCAGGAAAAUUAAAAGCUAAAGUGGAGAGAAGAAAAAGCUGUCUGUGUUAUUGAAAGAGUUGUUGUAGGUGUACUAAAGAGCUGAAGAAUAUGGUAAUAACAUUUUGGAGCAUUAUGAUUUUCUAUUAUUUGAUAAAGGACAUUUUUUUUUUAGCCUCUUAAGAUUUCACCUGCUUUCAUCUGCAGGGUGAAGCUUCUGCUCAUUGAGGAAGUUGUUUUCCUGUUUCUGUUAUUUGGAGAACAGGUUGCAAAUCAGAUUUCCCUGUGCAAAUUCCUCAGUGCAUACACCGUAUGAAAGAAAUACAACACUUGAGAUAUGAAUUUGAUUCACAAAUAUGUCACUACCCGGGGUUGUGACUCAGCUCAACGGUUACUGUCAUAAUGCUGCGAUAAUAAUCAUUAUUUUGUUACAGCAGUUGUCGACGCUUUACUACCUGAAUAAACUUCUACCUGGCUGGUGAUAAACUGAGUGAUCUAUCUUCUUGUUGUGCUCUGCAGUUUUUUCAUUAAGAGUAUUUUUGCUAUGAGUGCUUUAAUAAUGCAAAUGACCCUGAUGUGGGAUUGGUUUGGGAUUAUAUGAUCUUGUUUUAUUACUAGGCCUAAAUAAAUAUACUGAGGCAUUAGACUAACUAAUACACAUAUGCUUAUUAUAUAUUGUUAUGCAAAAAUUAAACACAGGUCCAUUAUACCUCUACAACACUGUAAUGAUAAUGCUCAAAAUAAGUAACAAGGACGGUUAAUAGUCAGAGUGCACACGUUCUCAGGUCAUCCAUAUGUCAGCGCCUCAGUUCUGCCACCCCAGUCUAAAAAGUCCAAGUACCGACCAUCUUAAUAUUUCAGUCAGCUGCUCCUUUAACUUGGAGGAGCUCAGAAAAUGACCUGAAACUUCAGAGCCGUGUCUGUCUGGAUGAUUUGAAGACAGCUGCAUCUCACUGUGAAUAAAAAUGGUCCAUUUUUGACCAAUAUUCUCGCUGGUUUUACUAAUUAUUUCGUAUCUUGUAAUCUAGUAUUGUCACGUAUCUUGUUUGAUCUUAGUAUUCAUGGCUGCUCUGUGUAAUGAGCUAUUUAGGUUGGUUUGUAAAAAAUGAAGCAAUGUCAAAAAUGUGCAAAUGAAGUAAACAAGUACACAUCAUAAAAUCACAACUAAAACCGUCCUGGCUGCAGCAGGUUUCUGUUUUUGCUUUUAUUUUUUGCACAUUUUUCUCUAAUCAGCUUCGUCUGAUUUGCAGCCCCCCCCUUUUUCUCCCACCGCCAAUAUUUUGCCCAACCGAAGCCUGUUGGCCGUCACGCUGAUCACCUCUGUGUGCAAAGAAUUGGCAUCGCUCAGGUCCCAGACAGCCUCCCAUUCAAACCCGCGCCUCCUCUUCUGAAUUAUCCUGUUAAAACAUCGUCUCAGAUGCCGCCUGAUUAGAUUGCAAAGAGACAUAUUAGAGCUCGCAAACUGACAGCACCAGGCUGAGUGUUACUUUUGCUUUUCUGCGGGUUGAUUUCAAACUUGAGUUCAUUGAUUAAAUCACUCUUGAAGAUCAGAUCAUUGAUUUGGUCCUGCUAAAAGCAGGAGCACCGGCUGAGCUGUGUUCUGGUCUUGUGUCCAGUGAUGAAGAUGUAGAAAGUAAUCUGUGAUUUUUGGGAUCUACAUGUUCUCUGUGCUGAAUGCUAAGUGCCGAGCCUGUCAGGUCUCGUUAGGUUUUGCUCCUCAACAGGUCUCCCUUUGUCCUGAAUGUUUUAUGAACCUUCAUCCAAAAAGAGGAAUCGUGGUCCUGCAGCAGCCUCUCAGUAGUUUCCUGCGGUCACUUUAUCUUUAACGGUAAAAUAGGAGUCUCCCUCUAAUCUGAUGACUGGUUAAAUGUGUGUGGAGGAGUAUUAAAGUCGCCUGUCUCUGCUGGGGAAUUAUUAAAUAUUACAGAUUAAUCCUGUCAUGUCAGCUCUCCUCCUGCUACAGAAUCUAUCUGGCUCUUUGCAUGAGAUAUUUAAUCACAGCUUUCACACUGCGGUGGGUCGAACGUCUACAGAUGAUGAAUUCAGUUUGCAGCAUUAAUAAAAGGAGCGAGUGAACGUUCAAAGUGGCAUUUUUGAUUAUUUUCACAUCAAACGCCGCGACGGUUCCUCUCUGAAGUGCUGACAUUUUCAAUCGUGGAGCACAUUCCCACUACAAAGACAUUUUACCUUUGAGAUUUGAGGCUUACUGAUCAAUUUCAGAGUUUUGUUUGAGCACCAAAUCUGAUGAUUGAGGCUUUGGCAGAAAGUCCUGGUUCUGGCUCUUUGGGUAGUUGAGGUUUUAAUGUACUUCACAUUUCAAAGCUCUGUCUCCCCCUGUGACUCCUUCUGCGCAGCAGCUCGGUAAACUCCUGCUGAACCCUUCAUGCAGACUCCUCUCGUCAUCAUUAGCACACGGCUGCCAAGGAGUCGCUGCCUUGGAAACAACCAUGCCUUCAGAUAGACCGAGGCAGUGACAGUGGUACACUGUCUCAUUCAUAUGAGGAUGAAUAUUUUAUCAGACCCCCCCACGUGUGCUCGCUCUCCACAGAGCGCUACAGAACAGGUUGUGGAGGUUUGGGAAAUUCCCCAAGUACACACCAGUUGCUGUGCGACCUUUAGCCGACUGGCUUCCUCCUGUUUCCUGUGACAGUGUAGAAAGGUUAGCUUUUGUACACUGUCUGCUUUGAACACAUGUGUCAUUCAUGAUUAUGUCCGCUGCCUCGGGUGCAGACCUCUCCUAUGUUUACACUGGAGUGAAAAAAUCUUCACAAGAUUGCUCAUCGCAGUCAUUUCUAUAGUACAUACUUCAUGUUAGGACGUUUGGGGAAGAAAAAAAGAUUACGACAUAUUUUGUCAUAUCGUCCGAUCUCGAUUAUUAUCACGAUUUUUUUAUUCAUUUUUUUAAACUGCCAGUCUUAAAGUAUCUGUACUAAGAGCUAAAGAAACUACAGAUUAGUCAACAUGUUAUUAACAUACAAAGUAAAUAACAAAGCAAAUUAAAUAAGAUAAACUUAGAAACUUACAGAAGUGAGCAGGAAAAGCUCGACUCUGAUUGGCUGUUGUCAUGCACACGACUGAUCAGUAAAUACUAAAUACACUGAUCACCGCGAUCGAACUGAAAUUUAUCACAAUCAUAUAAUCAUCCAGUCCUACGUUGUAUGCGUGUUUAUUUAUUCACUUAUUUCAAAAACGAGAAUAAAAACACAAGAAUAUGAAAGCGUGUGUGAGGAUGUGGUAGAAACCAGUUUAACGGUUAAAGAGGGACACACUCAGGAGGUAAAUAAACAUGUAAUAAAAAACAUCACAGCAACCUAAUUUCAUGUUCAUUUAUAAAAGCGCAGGAAUUAAAUUCAACAAGGAAAAAUAUCCUAAAAGAUUGAACAUCAAGAGACGAUUGUGACGAUAUAUGCAUGAAUCACUGCAUUACGUAAUAAUGUAAUUUUUCCAUAUAGAGUAGAAAUACUUUUUAUUUUAAUGAAAUAUCGUCUUAGGAAACCCAGGAGUUUUUUUGUCUGCUGUUUUAAAUAUCCUGUCCUCAACAUUCGUAUGCCUUGAUUGGAAAUUGUAUAAUUUUUGGAGUUUCAUACUCGACAACAUAACAAGAGAAGUAAUGUUUUAAACAGGUCGGAUUUUUAAGAGCGCAGUUAUUGUGUCAGAGAGUUAUCCUCAUGUGGAGCUAAUUAGAGGUAACAACAGCAGAGUGAGUUUCAGUCAAAGACUUGAUCAGGAGACACGGCGCAUUUGUCACCCUUUUUGUAGUUCAGGGUUUUUCCAGACUGUAGACACUUCCUGUUUGUCUCUCUAAAUGCGAGUCUCUACUCUGAUAGACAAAAAAGAGAUGCACAAAAUAACAUAUAGGAAUAAAAAUCCCAGAUCAGGAUUAGAGUCUGUAUUUUUUUCACCCUCUGGAUCCACCUCUGCAAAACGAAAUUUACAGAAACAGAAAAAGCCGAGAAAUUAAAAAAACAAAACAAAAAGUGAGAUAAAGUGAACAGAAAAUAUAUUUUAGAGUUUGUGACGCUGAAAAGUUAAAAUGCCAGGGGUUUUUCAUACCAUCAGGCCCAAACAGCUGAUUUAGACAAAUGAGACUGCAGGUUUUAAAUGACACGGCCCUUCAGGGGUCGUGUGAGAUCAUGUGAAAACCCGGGCUCCACUCCAAAAAUCCUUCAGCGUGACUCAGGUUCACUUAUUUGGUUGUUAGUCGCUGCUUUCCUUCCUUACAUUCAGAGCUGCCUGGUUUUCUUCAGGGUUAUUUUCCUCGAGUAUAUUGAACUCACUCGUUGUGAAGGAGUCUCUGCAUUCUUAAUGGAUCACUGAUUGUAGCCCCGGCAAAUUGUCAGUAACCUCUGGCAAUAAUCAAUGGCGUCUUGUCGAGUAGUAAAGUCAGUCUGCCCUUAAACAGCAGCAUUUAUCUGAGACGGACUGAUCAGGAGUCUCUCAGGAAUUAAAUCAAAGUUUAAAAAAUCACCCUGAAUUUUUGAUAGCUGCUGAUUUAAUCUGUAUUUUUUGUAAAUGUUGUGGUUGGAGAUUCUCAUCAGACUUAAGGAACCUGCAGGGUGAUGAAUAGACCGCUUCACAAUAAUCAAAUCAGCACAGCGCCUCCUCGUUCAAACUUGAGUUUCUGGCUUUAAAACAUGUCCUUGCAUUAUUCAACGGUAUGAUUUCCUAUAAUCAGUUUAUAUAAGCCUGGAUAAUCUUCCGUCAGUGUGGAGGAGAGAGAGUGUUCAGCUUCAGGUCCUUGUCAAGGUGUCCAUCAGGCGUCUGCUGUCUGAGCCGGCCGUGCAGCCUGCUGGGUCGCUCUGCUGGUGUAAAGGACGAGUGUUGCUGUCUGGUAAUGAAAGCUGUUUGUAUGAGGCCGGGGAGCACAAAGAGAGGCUCAGUGGGUCAGGCAGACGGCCAAGGACGGACCAGCCGAGCAGUUUGUCCGCCAAACACAACGUUUCCUUCUGCAGGGUCUGACACUCGCUCACCCUGCGGCUUCAGCGAGACACUUAGAGGGGAGGGGGGUGUGGGUAUAAUGAACGCACACAUGAAUGAAACUAUAUAUACAGUAAUUGAAGCCAAAGGCACGCUCAGACAUAAAGAGAUAACUGUUUACUGUGACACUACACCAGCUGAACUCUUUUUAGAGAGCGUCUUUCGUACAAAUGUUUAGUUUGAUUUCAAACGUACGCAAAACCUAGAAGCAAUAAAGGAUAACGGAUCAAGUUAUUUACAUGUGUGUGUUCAAGAGGAGGCAACGUUUUAGCUGUACUCUGCAAACAUGUGAGAGCCAGGAGGACAGUUUCAGCUGCUCGACUGUCCAGGGUCUCCUUUGUUGUUUCAGUACGUGACGAGUCAGGACUGCAGGCAGGCUAGGACUCUUCUACUGCAGAGUCAUAGUGUUGUAAUACCAGCAAAUGUGGUUUGUCAUGGUCCUGUUAACAUGUGCAUGGUCUACCCUGCAAAAAGCAUCAACUGGAUGGCAGCAUAUCUUCCUCCAGAAGCUGUAUAUUAAAGGUGGACUGGUUAAUCAGGACAUUUUUUUGUAAUUAGCCUCAUAUCUGCAUCAUACAAGGUCAAUAUCACUGUUGUGUUUUCUGAGUUCAUUAAAAAAAAAAAUCUUCAGACAAUCUGCUGUCCAUGACUUACAGGAAGGUUUUCUUCUUCUUUACCUCAGUCCAUCUUAAAUGAACUCGGGCUCAGAGGCGUUUCCAGUUGUUUCUGGAUCAUAUCAGUAAAUAGGUUCCUCUCUUCCAGCUCUGUUGUGGCACAUGUGAUUACACAAUCACGGGAAAACGUCUCCUUUAAACCGAACAGGAAGUGCAGAGUGGAUCUGAUAACAUCAACGUCCUGAAACAGUCUGCAGCAUCUCUGAGCUGAACUGUCUGUUGACUUUUUCAUGCAUCAGCUACUUUGUCUGCUGAUGAUGAAGAGUCACACAAGUGGAGCAGUGGAGGAGGGAAGAGUGUGAACAUGGCUCCCUCUGCUGGUUACAGGCUGUUUCACACAGCUCUAGAGGACCUUUAGUGGUGGUAGGAAGUAGUGAACGAGGAAUUUCCUGAUGUAACAGCUCCUUGAAAUUACAAAUUCAUCUUUCUCGCACUGAAGACAUAUUGCAAAUACAAAUCUAAGAUGUGAUAUAAGAACAAAAACAGUAUAUUAUUCUUCUUUUACUGAACCUGCACCUUCUCUUAGCAUCUGUCAAGAUUGGAUUUAGUUUGUUUUUGUGGUUUGAGACUCACUUUUUACUCUUUUUCUGCAGUUGUAAACUUGUCUAGUUUUUUUUUCUAAAUACAGAGGGUUAAAAUUGAAGAAAUUUGCCCCCUUUUCUGUCAGUUUCUGUUAAAAAAUCUGAUUUUUGUUUGUCAUCAGGUGAUCAUCGAGGUGACGGAGAUGCUUCACAACGCCAGCCUCCUCAUUGACGACAUCGAGGACAGCUCCAAGCUGCGGCGAGGCUUCCCUGUGGCCCACAGCAUCUACGGCGUCCCUUCUGUCAUCAACUCGGCCAACUACGUCUACUUCCUGGGUCUGGAGAAGGUGCUGACCCUGGAGCACCCUGAAGCCGUCCGUGUGUUCACCCGGCAGCUGCUGGAGCUGCACCGCGGUCAGGGCCUGGACAUCCACUGGAGAGACACCUACACCUGUCCGACCGAGCAGGAGUACCGAAACAUGGUGCUGCAGAAAACCGGAGGAUUAUUCGGUCUGGCCGUGGGCCUGAUGCAGCUCUUCUCAGACUGGAAACAGGACCUUAAACCCCUCCUGGACACGCUGGGCCUCUUCUUCCAGAUCCGGGACGACUACGCCAACCUGAGCUCUCGAGAGUACAGCGAGAAUAAGAGCUUCUGUGAGGACCUGACAGAGGGGAAGUUCUCUUUCCCCACUAUUCACGCCAUCUGGUCGCGCCCUGAGAGCACCCAGGUGCAGAACAUCCUGAGGCAGCGCACCGAGAACAUGGACAUCAAACGGUACUGCGUGGACUACCUGGAGAAGGUGGGCUCGUUCGCCUACACCCGCCAGACUCUGAGGGACCUGGAGGUGGAGUCUUAUCGACUUAUCAAGGGCUUUGGAGGAAAUCCCCAGUUGGAGAGUUUAGUCAGACACCUCAGUCAGAUGCAUCAUGAGGCUGAAGCUACAGCAGAGUCCUGUACUGAUCCACAGUCCAGCCAUGACCCCUGACCCCACACAUCCUUCACGUCGCACAGAGACCGCACACGACACAUCAAAGUCUGUGGCGCGUUCACCAGAGGGGGAAGAUGAGAGUCGGAGAGAAUUAUUUAGUGGCAGACGGGGGAAAAAAAACAGCUGUAUCAGAGUCUCCUCACCUUACCUUGAGAAUUGAUCCAACCUAAGUGUCACAAGUGAAAUACGGAGAUAAUUACAGCCAUUUGAUAGAUCAGCAGGUCGGAUAAUCAUCUCAGCUAGCCAGGAUGAUGAGAACCAUGCCUUACAGAGCUUAACUUCCACCUCUGCAGUUUUUCAGACGAAUGAUUUUGCGCGAGGAUCCCGCUGUUUCCCAUCUUUCUGCUGACACCUCAGAGCAGAUUGUCUGAAUACACUUUGGUCCCGUAGUUAACUGUGAGUCUGCCGUCCCAAUUCUCCUUCAGAACAAGAACAUGAUAAUGUAGAUAAUGAUUAAGUCCGUCCACAUGAUGACAAACAGAGUUACUGUAAUGACUCAGGUGAAGUGUUUUUUUAAUACGUUUUCAGGACGUUUGAAUCUAAAUGUACACAGAAUUUUGCAGCAGCAGCGUUGUGCACAUUUAACAAUCACAUGGAUUUUUAUCUAAAUUGUACAAACUAUGCAAACGAUUCAAAUUUGAGUUCAUUUGAUUCACUUUUGACCAAACGACACCAAAAGUAGUUUUUCUGUUUAGAUUCUCAUAAAAAUACUGAGGAAGGAAUUCAUGAAGAAUAGAUUUUAUACCAUUUGCUGCAGGUAUCGGCUCCAACCCAAGGUCCAAUUAACACGGCAUUAUGCACACAUGAUUAUCACACUAUAAAAAUGCUCUUACACAGUCACCAUUAACUCUCAGCUGACAGUAAAAACUUCAAAAACAUGAUGUGGUUUUUCGCACCAGUGUUUGAAUUUGACAUAGAAAGAACCAGAUUUUCAGUAUUUAAGUGUGUGCUAACAAUAUAAGCCAACACUUGUGGAAAAGAGACGCGAUUCGCUCUGGGCGCAGUUUGUGGUCGGCGUGUUAAACACAAUUAAAACGUACCUUUGUGGCUCGUUAGCGCAGGUUUAGAGGGCACAAAAGCUGCGUAUUGUAACCCUCGGUUAGUCAGGCGGAGUCGUGUGUUUUUAAUUUGGGAGUUCAUCCUCACACACAGCAGCUCCCGGGCAUUUUUCACUUUGACAGCAGGUGGAUCAAACUCAAUUUUCUUUCAGUUUUUUGAUGAUUUAAUUUUGGGCCUUUUUAUAAAAAUCAACAAACAGGAAAAUACUCAAAAGGAUUUCCAAGAACACAAAUUGAAGUCUUGCUCUGUAUUUUGACAAACAGCUGAAAAACAGCAACUCUUACGGAAAUGAUUUUCCACUUCAGUAUUUCUUCAUCAAGUUUGUCCAAUAGCUUUAAACUCACACAGUUUACAGUGUUUAUGCAGAGAUGUGUGUGUUUGUUCCCCCUCUGGUGGCGGCAGGACUUCACUGCGCCCUGAACACUCCACUCACAGUUACCGAGGCUCAUGCAGACAAGCACAUUCCUGUGGAGAUCAGCACUCACUCCACUGAUUUAAAAGACUCGGUUAAUCACUGAACCUGUGCGCUCCGAUUCUAGCUGAUGACUGCGCUCAAAAGUUGCAGAUGUUGCCUCUUUUUUUUCCUGUUUGCCAGUCUGCUUCCUUCACAAACAACACAUCAGCGUUUUUAUAACAAGUGUUUCUGUGCAGUCAGUGGAAGAAAUCAAUUAAAGUACAAACAGAUUUUCUUCUCCGGACUGGAGAAACAAGAUGACAACAAAGCUGAAACGCCUUCCUUCUGAUGUGCACCGCAGUGCAGGGAAAUGUAUUUUUUCUAAUGUUUCGUCACAGAUCGAAAUUGUUUAUGUAAAGCAGAGUGAAUGCUGGGUAUUUCUUGAAGUGAAGUCCUUGUUUAAAAGGAGACGUGAAUGUCUCGAGUGUCUGAUGUGUGAUCUGGGUUUCUUAAUCAUUAAGCCGCCGGAGUGCCAAUCCUGUAGUUAAACCUCUGUUGAAAGUCAAUUGUGGACGUGUUAUGUAACAUGCAGGUUUUAUAUGCAAAGUAGCUCCAUACUGAGUAUACUCAGUUGUGUGUUGACACUUUGCGUUAUCGCAGACUUGUUAAAAUUCAACAAAGCUCUCCACUUCUGUGAUAUUUCAUCAUUUCAUUUAUACUUGUAAGUAGACACUGCAGAUGUCGCACUUCAGAGCCUCUUUGCAUCUAUUUAAUGAUAAAUAAAACUUGAACAGAGAA